UGAUCCUCCCACUUCUGUCUCCCAGAGUGCUAGGAUUACAGGUGUGAGCCACCACACCUGGACUCUCUUUUCAGUGGUUAAUACAUUCACAAAGCUGUGCAACCAUCACCACUAAUUCCAGAACAUUGUCAUCAUCCCAAAAAGAAGGCUGUCGCCAUUAGCAGUUGCUGCCCAUUUCAGUCUCCCCCAGACCUUGGUAACCACUCAUCCACUUUCUGUCUUGCAUUUAUUUUUUUGAGACAGCUUAAGAUGUGGUUCACAUACCAUACAGUUCACUCAGAGUGUGCAAGUCAGUGGGGUUUUGUUGGCGUGUUCAUAGAUACAUGCAGCUAUGAUCAGAUUCAAGCUUAGAGUUUCCUCAUCCCAGGAAAAAACUACUUUAUGUACCCAUUGCCCCAGCCCUGAGCAACCACCAAUGUGCGUUCUGUGCCUCUGUGUGUCCCUGUUGGCCUAUAUCAUAAAAGGCAGAGCAGCCUCUGUUGGGGUGGGGGUGGGGGGUCCCUUCUUCCUUUGUGGCUGUAUUUGAAGGCUGAGUCAUGGCCUUGGGUUUGUUUUCACUGCCCUGGGCGAGUGGGCCCAGAUUUAACAUCAGCCAGCCCAGAGCAUAAUUAGGAAAGUAACUCUUCCAUAGGAGUCCUUGGUGGCUUCAGGGCCUCAGGCACUUGUCCUCUGGUGCCCUCCAUGGGUGCAGUGUCCCAGUGGAUGCAUCCGUGCCCUUGUGUAACACUGAAUUUGGCCAGCAGAGAGGGAAGUUUAACUUCCUGCAGUCUGUGUACUAACCUAGUGUGUAGAUCCCAGGUUGGGAAGAUUGAACUAAGCGUAUGACCAAACAUUUCUGUGCAGACAUCGCAGGAUUGGGUUUCCUUCUGGCUGUGAUGGAUCUCAAGUUCUCUUUAUUGUCCUCUGUCUGCCAUGGGCCAGGACAUCUGCAGCAGGGGCAGGAGGAGCUUGUCCUAGAGGUUUCCAGGGAGAACCAACAAAAUAGAGCCAGUCACCAGUCUCGCAGACUGAGCAGUCACUAAUAAGAGGGACUGUACAUUGAGUCUGUAGAAGUAAUGUGCUUAAGAUACCUGGCAUAGUAAGCACCAUAGAAAUGCUAUUAUUUUUAGACUAUUUUAUUGAGAUAUAAUUCAUAUAGCAUGCAAUUUAUCCACUUAAGGUGUGCAAUUCAGUGGUUUUUAGGAUGUUCACAGAGUUGUGCAAUCAUCAGCACUAUCUAAUGUCAAAACAUUUUCAUCACCCCCAGAAGACGCCCUGUCCCAAUGAGCAGUUCCUCCCCAGCCCCUGGCACCCACGAAUCCACGUCCCGUCUAUGUGGAUCUGCCUAUUCUGGGCAUUUCAUAUAAAAUGGAGUCACACGCUGUGUGUCCUUCUGUGUCUGGCUUCUCUCACUGAGCACGAUGUCUUCAAGGUCCAUCCACGCUGUGGCCUGUGUCAGAGCCUUGGUCCUUUACAUGGCUGAGUAAUUUUCCACAUGUGGGUGGAACAUGUGUGUGUCUGGGCAUUUGGGCUAUUUCCACCUUGCAGCUGUUGUGACAGUGCUGCUGGGAACAUUCGCAUAGAAGUUACCAUGUGGAUGCGUGUUUUCGUUUCUCUCGGGUAGAUACGCAGGAUUGCAAUGGCUGGGUCGUAGGGAGCUUUUCACUGUUGGAGGAGCUGCCAGACCGUUUUUCAAAACUGCUGCUCCCUUUCACAACCCACUACCAUGGUGACAGUGUGCUGGUCAGGUGUAGUCAUGUUGCGGUAUGACACUCAGCACACAGGGCAAUCCUACAGAUUGGUGUCUGUGUUUCCCAGAGAGCGCUGAGGGCAGAGCUUUGCAUUCCGCCUUCACCCAAUCCAGGGCACCCCGGGCAGCUUUUCAGGGUCCUGGCCCUGAAUCUUUGCGCGAGACCCCUUCACACCUUCCCCAAGGCGAGGAGGCUGCUUUCAGAGCUGUCCCUCCAAACCUACUCUCCUCGGAGUCUUCUCUCGAGCAUGAGCUAAUUCUGUUUUUGGAAUGUUCUGGACACGGUCAGCCAGCCUCCCCGGCCGGGACCCACAAUCCUGUAGCCCAAGCGGGAAGAAGUUCCGCAGCAAGCCGCAGCUGGCACGCUACCUGGGCGGCUCCAUGGACCUGAGCACUUUUGACUUCCGCACGGGGAAGAUGCUGAUGAGCAAGAUGAACAAGAGCCGCCAGCGCGUGCGCUAUGACUCAUCCAACCAGGUCAAGGGCAAGCCCGACCUGAACACGGCGCUCCCCGUGCGGCAGACGGCGUCCAUCUUCAAGCAGCCGGUGACCAAGAUCACCAACCACCCCAGCAACAAGGUGAAGAGCGACCCACAGAAGGCGGUGGACCAGCCGCGGCAGCUCUUCUGGGAGAAGAAGCUGAGUGGCCUGAACGCCUUUGACAUCGCGGAGGAGCUGGUCAAGACCAUGGACCUCCCCAAGGGCCUGCAAGGGGUGGGACCUGGCUGCACAGACGAGACCCUGCUGUCGGCCAUCGCCAGCGCCCUGCACACCAGCACCAUGCCCAUCACCGGGCAACUCUCGGCUGCAGUGGAGAAGAACCCCGGCGUGUGGCUUAACACGACACAGCCCCUGUGCAAGGCCUUCAUGGUGACCGACGAGGACAUCAGGAAGCAGGAGGAGCUGGUGCAGCAGGUGCGGAAGCGGCUGGAGGAGGCGCUGAUGGCCGACAUGCUGGCACACGUGGAGGAGCUGGCCCGUGAUGGCGAGGCGCCGCUGGACAAGGCCUGCGGGGAUGAGGAUGAGGAGGAGGAAGAGGAGGAGGAGGAGGAGCCUGACCAAGACCAGGAGAUGGAACACGUCUAGGGCAGAUGUCCUGCCGAGAGCCCCACACUGCGGGGGCACCAGCCACAAGCCACCUGCAGACUCGGCCCUCGGCCAUGCUUGGGACCAGGUUCCGGAGCCAGGCCCAGCCAGGGAGGAAGGCUGCCCCUGCCCGCUCCAUCCUCCCUGUCCCGGGCCUCGGGCACAACUGGGGACAGCCCCCCACCUGACGGACCCUCCACGCCUGCUCUGGGAAGGGCCUGCGUUCCGGAACUGCCGGUCGAUCCUGGGCCCUGCCUGGCAGGAGGCCCCUCCUGUGGCUGCCACCCCAGCCCCUGGAGACAGAAAAGCCACCUGCAAGUGCCCGCCUGGGCUGCACCCAGGGACCGGGGCCACCUGUGAGGAUUCUUCAGUUGCCUCGUCUCCACGAGGCUGGAGAAAUACUUCUGGAACCAGUCGCCUCCCCGUGCAGUGCGUGGGACGACGCUCUGAACCUCGGCCCUCCUUGUGCACGGCCACCCGGCAGGGCAGAGCCACAACAGGGCACACCUAGGAGGUCCCGUCCCUUCAAUAAACCCAUGAUACACAUGA
Messenger RNA from Lemur catta (Ring-tailed lemur), 3364 nucleotides. It is a transcript of the gene MBD3, whose product is annotated as methyl-CpG binding domain protein 3. The record is from RefSeq and is a predicted model, not a curated record. The transcript is spliced from 7 exons. Gene Ontology annotation, molecular function: DNA binding. Lineage: Eukaryota; Metazoa; Chordata; Mammalia; Primates; Lemuridae. Bases 2000 to 2815 code for a protein of 271 amino acids.